Messenger RNA from Clonostachys solani, 1743 nucleotides. NCBI's taxonomy places the organism in Eukaryota, Fungi, Ascomycota, Sordariomycetes, Hypocreales, Bionectriaceae. The record is from the annotation of a GenBank genome assembly.
AUGCAUCCCGAUGACGGGUCGCGGCCGACCGGCAUGCUCAGCCUCUCCGUCGAGCUUUUGGACCAGGUCUUCCGGUGCUUCGACCACUCUUCCGUUGACCGAGGCGGGAUCGACCUGAAUCUCAUUCGUGAACAGUCGGUAGAAGAUCGCCGGACCAUCCAGAACCUGCGGCUAGUAUGCCGUCUCUUCCACAAUGUGGCAUCGCCAAUAUUGUUCGCCGUGCUGAGAAUCUCUCUCAACAAGCAAUCUCUGGACCGUGCUCAAUCUGUUGCACAACAUCCCAUCUUCGCAGCAAGUGUCAGGGGCAUUCAAGUCUACUUGGAAUACCGCCCUGCGUCGCUGGCCUCGGAGAUGAGAGAGUAUGUUGAGUUCCAGAAACGAGCGCUCGGUGACUACGUCAAUUAUCGGACGGCAUCUGACGUUCGGAGUGGACACGUCCGGUCAUCCGACGGGCGUUUUAUCAAGGUUGAUGGAGACCAAGAAAAAAGAGACCAAGAAGACAACGUCGACACUUGGUCGCCGGGAGAUGAAACCAAGGCUUUCCUAAAUUUUCGAGCCUUCAUCGCGGCCUGCGACCGGUUCAUCAAGCACCAGGGGAACGCUGCUAGAUCCGCGAGGUUGUUUGCUGUCAACGAAGGGUUAGUUGAUGAGUACGUACAGCUGUUACUGCGAUGCUUUUCCGAAUACUCGAAACGUUACGACGAGCAGAUGGAGCUUAUCAUAGGCCCGUCCUUUGUCGAAACUGUUGCCCAGAUAGUGUCCCGCUUGGGACGUCCCGUCACCCUGCAAGUGGAUGAUGGUGAACAAUCCGACCAGAGACUGCCCGCACGCGGUCGUCUUGCUAUAUGCCUCGACGACGAAGCGCUGUUGCGUUUCCUGGUGGCGCCACACAAAUGGUCAGAUGCUGAUAAGGCUGGAGGAUCCAGGAUGAUUACCCCAGCGAGGGUCGUCCCUGACUUGUCUGUUGCUAUCAGUAAAGCUGGAGGCGUGAUCUCUCGAUUUGAGCUCUCGUGUUUGCCCCACCCCCAUCAUUUUGACGCGGAAUCCUCUGAAGACUCGGCCACAGGUGAUCGUGACGCAUGGGGUGAUCUCCGGAAAUCCUUUCGGGGGCUUAGGGUCCUUAGACUGAAGGGGAUCGGACUAAAGGCUCUUAGACUCAAGGGGGUAUCCUUUGUUCAACUUCUUGUCCAACGUCGACCACCGCUGGCGCGGGACAAGAGAUACCUGGAGAGGUAUUUGCAGAUGAUCCUAUUUGGUCAAUUUCUGGAAGAAGUGGUAUUAGACUUCUCACUACUCACCGGGCUUACAUAUGAGAACGGGGCGAUCAUCUGGUGUCCUCUAGGGUCCAUCCUCCCAACUUGCCGCCCACAAGCUGUUAAGAUUACGUUGCGAUGCAUGUCCCUAUCACCAAUAGAAUUGGAAGACUUCUUCCAAUCAUUGGGUCCAAAGACUGAAAGUCUCAGUUUACAGGGCAUCCAUCUGUUAGACGGAAGCUGGAUACGCCCGCUGGCUAUUUUGAAAGAGAGGGUAGCCCCAAGAUGUAUGCAGGGGACAUUCUCUUUGGUCCUGAAAGACCUGAGCGGUGCUGAACUAGGGCCAAUGAAGAAAAUGACAACAUCAGCUCCUCCUUUGAAGAGCUCCGAACGCGAGGACGCUGACCUACUGGAAGUAGUCGCUAGGUAUGUGAGAGGUGACGGAGUAACAGAGAACCCCCUACUAGCCGAGGCAGAACAUUCGGACUGA